AUGGCUACACUUCCCACGCCAACUCACUCCCGCUCAGGCUCGGAGGCGUCUCUAUCCGCAAAAUACUCGGGAAACAAGCCAUCACCAUCGACCAGUGGUCAUGGCACCCGCCGCAAGUCGGUCAAGCAUAGGCCAGAACCCGAUAAACAAGAACCACCUGAAGGUCUCAGCCCACGAUCGGGCUCUCCAGUCGUCCGGCAGCCUCUCAAGGUACCACAGGCCCGUCGUCACAGCUCAGUCGCUUACAACAUCAAGGAAGCAGCUCGCGAUGUACGCGAAAGCAUCCUCUUCCCUGAGUCGGACAUUGCGCCGCCGAGCGCGGUCGACGAGCCGAUGACGUGGAAGACUUGGGUGCCCCUCAUGUUCAUCGUACUGCCGCCCACGGCUGGGCUGUUGUUCUCUGAUGCGGGGAGUGCCUGGGUGACAGAUAUACUGCUGCUGUCUGUGACGGCUGUUUUUCUGCACUGGGCUAUCACGUCGCCAUGGAAAUGGUACAUCUCCUCGCACAGCAUCCGUGAGGAGCAAGAAGCCAUCUACGAAGCGGCCUUCUGCUCCUCCCAAGUCCACACCCACCAAGCCCGCGAAUCCCCCUCCGACGACGCCGCCUCUCUCGCUGCCGAGCGCAAAGAACAAGCCCGUAUUGCCGCGGAAGCGCUCAAGCGACUCCGCUCGUAUGAACUCACCGCCCUAGCCUUGUGUUUCCUCUCCCCCCUGAUCUGCGCCGCCGGCCUCUCCUUCAUUGUCUCCCUCCUCAGCACCUUCCACAACCAAACCUUUAAGAUCAUCACCCGCGACAACCUGAUCCUCUUCGUGCUCGCCUCCGAGGUCAAGCCCGUCGCGCACAGCAUCCGCCUCGUCUUUGCGCACACGGCCCACCUCCAGCGCGUCGCACACUCCAACCCGCUGCGGACCGUCAAGCUGACCGAGGCCCGCUUCAACGAGAUGUGCACGGAGAUGGAGAGGCUCAGGCAGCGCGUGCGCGAGCGGGAUGAUGCGCUCGCCACGGUUGAGCAGAGGCUGGAGGCAAAGGUGCGUGCGCAGGUGGCUAGCUCGAUACAAGGUGAGAUUGAGGGGCUCAGGAAAGCGCAGAGGCAGUGCGAAGUGGAGGCUAGGAAGCAGGUUGAGGAGAUGAGAAGGCGGUUGAGGAUUGAGGAAGGGGGUGGGGAGGGGCAGGGGUGGAAGGAUCCGGGGUCGAUGGCGGCGCUGACGCCGCUGGCAGUUGUGCUGUGGCCCGUGAAUUGGUGGAUGAGGGCUGCGGGAUUGCCUGUGCGCUUGUCGUUAAGGGCUGCGGAGGCUGCGUGGCAUCGGGUUGCGCAGAGUUAG
Messenger RNA from Thermochaetoides thermophila DSM 1495, 1323 nucleotides. RefSeq lists its product as uncharacterized. The record is from RefSeq and is a predicted model, not a curated record. Bases 1 to 1323 code for a protein of 440 amino acids. Lineage: Eukaryota; Fungi; Ascomycota; Sordariomycetes; Sordariales; Chaetomiaceae. The transcript is spliced from 2 exons.